AAAUCACAGUCCGUCUUCUGCAAUUCAAUUUUGCACUCCCAAUCUAGAGAGAGAAAAAAAAAUGGAACCACCGCAAGACGACGACCACCGCCGCCGCUGCCUCGAAGAUCACUCGCCGCAAUUCCCACCUCCGCCGUCAUCCUGCGCAAAGUGCGGCGGCCCGACGUGUUCCCCAACUCCACCGCCGCCCUCAUCCACCCCAUCCUACAUCCCAAUCCGCUUCCCCGCCGUGAACCUCCCCACGCCACCAGCCAACAUCAAGGAGACGAUUAUCCGAACGCCCGUACCCCAAUCGGAGAAAGUUGAACUCAUCACUCCGCCGCACCAAUUCACCGCCCCUUGCAAAAAAAUCCGGUCCCAAGACGACGUCGCACGGUUCCACUCCUCCCCUUCCUUCCGCAACUUCCUCGGCUUCGUCGUCUCCUUAUCGGAAUCCAUGAAAUCGCGCAAGAUCUCGUACCCCUGCCACAUGUCCCCCGCGGCCGAAACCCUACUGUCGAUUCUCCAGAAGCUGGUUGACUGCGUUGACGAAAUUCCUCCGGCGCCGCAGUCCGCUCGGUACGGCAACGUUUCGUACCGCGUGUGGCACGAGCGCAUGAGCGCCGAUGCCGAGGGGUUUAUGCUGAUGCUGCUGCCGCCGCAUCUCCGUGACGCCGCCGUGGAGCUUGUGCCCUAUUUCACUGAUAGCUUUGGGAAUUCCUCCCGCAUUGAUUACGGUACAGGGCACGAGACGAAUUUUGCGGCGUGGUUGUAUUGCCUAGCAAGAUUGGAUAUUGUGAGAGAAGAGGAUUACCAAGCCUUGGUGUCAAGAGUGUUUGUCAAGUACUUAGACUUGAUGAGAAAAUUACAGCUAACUUACUCCUUGGAGCCCGCAGGGUCCCACGGUGUGUGGGGACUCGACGACUACCAUUUCUUGCCGUACGUAUUCGGGUCGUCGCAAUUGAUCGACCACAAGUAUAUGAAGCCGAAAUCCAUUCAUAAUGAGGAUAUUUUGGAGAAUUUCUCAAACGAAUAUUUGUAUCUCACGUGUAUUGCUUUCGUGAAGAAGGUGAAGAAGGGUUUGUUUGCUGAGCAUUCGCCUAUGUUGGAUGACAUCAGCGGUGUUCCGAAUUGGAAUAAGGUGAACAGUGGGCUAUUGAAAAUGUAUAGAGUAGAAGUUAUGGAGAAGGUUCCUAUCAUGCAGCAUUUUCUGUUUGGCUCGAUUAUCAAAUGGGUGGAUUGAAAGGUCGGAGGCAGAUCGUUUCUGAAUUCAUCUAUGGACUGUAUGUGAUCCCGUACGAAACUUAAAAUUACUAUUAUUUCUCUCAUUUUUCUUCGUUCGUAAUGCUUAACUUAUUAGUACAACAUUGUAGCCAUAAUUUGGUAUGAAGAUAGCUAUUAGAAGCUUACUGUCAAGAACUCAAAAACUAUCGCAAGGCUUACGAAGUUAUGUAUUCGCCCUUUCCCAAGACGAGGCUUCAUCUUCUAUACAACCGCAAUUACGAUACGUAUCUAUAGAUCUUUAAAUGUGUGAGGACCAUUUUUAGUCUAUUGAUGUUAUUUCGUGAAAUUCGAAACCUAGGUCGAUACGAAACAUCCCUUGCAACCCUAGUCAAAACAAAACACAUGUUGCAGGAUUGAAAAUUUGGUUGGCUCAACAAAAAGCUCUUAUUAACAACAACCCUCUUGAUUAUUUAAUAAAACAAAUCUUGGAAAAAAAUGUUUGCUUUCUCAUUGCAAUAAUUCCCAAAGGAAAGAAGAAUCUACAAACACAAUAUAGUAAGCAACAUAUAUAG
This is a messenger RNA of Erythranthe guttata (spotted monkey flower), 1775 nucleotides long. RefSeq names its product phosphotyrosyl phosphatase activator (PTPA) family protein. Gene Ontology annotation, biological process: mitotic spindle organization. Gene Ontology annotation, molecular function: protein tyrosine phosphatase activator activity; peptidyl-prolyl cis-trans isomerase activity. NCBI's taxonomy places the organism in Eukaryota, Viridiplantae, Streptophyta, Magnoliopsida, Lamiales, Phrymaceae. Gene Ontology annotation, cellular component: nucleus; cytoplasm; protein phosphatase type 2A complex. The record is from RefSeq and is a predicted model, not a curated record.